Molecule: messenger RNA, 11447 nt
Organism: Porites evermanni
Lineage: Eukaryota; Metazoa; Cnidaria; Anthozoa; Scleractinia; Poritidae
Source: the annotation of a GenBank genome assembly
AUGCAUAUGGGCCCUCGAAUCAUUCGCGAACACAAACCUAGCAUGGUUCCCUCAAAGUUCUGCGGACUGCAGUCUUUUAAUUCAAAGAAGAUACUGUUGGCUCUCUGUGUCAUCGCGUGGGCCGCAAUUUUCUUUCUUUCUGGGACCUUAUUUAUCAGGAGGAGAUAUGAAAGCGCUAACGAGGUAGGACGAACUUUUUAUGUUACUUUCUGUAAAAUUUAAGCCCCCUGCUACAGUGGGUAAGAUAUUUAUUAUGUGUACACGUUUCAACUCUAUUCAUAUUUAAAAACCAUUCAAAUUUUGUGAGAAAAAAUGUGAAAUUGCUGCAUGGGGUUCACGGAAAUCGUAGCCCCCUUUGUUUUGUUAAAUGACAUUCAUUUUGAGAUUGUUAAUACAGUUGAAGCCCUUGCUUUUCUUGUAUUUGCUCAGAUGCAAAGAUAUUUCAUUGAAAAAAGACUUGGAGAAAACAACAAUGAAUUUGCUUUUUUCAAUAACAUGACAAGGGCAGCCAUGCUGGUCGACAAAACAAUAAUAUUUUUUGCAGAAUUUACAUCAAGCUUAAAUGAAAGAAGAAGCACUACACCCAGAUCUGGGUAGAGAUGGCAUGUCAUCAGUACAAGCAUUGGUUGUGCUUCAUUAGCAGAACUGCAUGAUGGGGAUAUGCAGGCACUUUCAUGAAAUGCCAGAUUGUUUUGAAUACCCUUGAAAAUAUGUACUUAAAUGAAGCCACACUCUGCAAAACACUCCAGUUUAAACAAUAAUUUUAUACCCAAAAAAUCUGGCGAUCAUCCUUGCUAUUUUUAAUCCAGACUACCCCUUCUUGGAGGGGAUUAUAACAGCAGUUCCCCUUGUAUGGUGCAUGUGCAGUGAAAAAAGUUUAAUGCUGUGAAAGAUCACUUGUGAAAUCAGUUGCAAAUAGAAAUGACUCAUAUUUUAGCUGUCACAGAAUCAGUUUUAUGUGGCUGGACCUCAGCUAUGAAGUGGGUACUUGUACUUCAUUUUUAGUGAAUGAAUAGCAAACAUCGGCUAUUCAUUCACAUGACUCUGAGGCUUUCAGGUCAUUAAUUCCUAUAUUUGGUUUGGUUUUCUUUGUGAUCAUGUCUCUUCUGGGAAUUAUGAGACAAUGGAGUCGUGAAAAAUUUGCAAUUUUGUCCAUGUUAGAAUUUUAUUAUAUCGAAUGUUAAUAAUAAUAAUGAACUUUUUAAAGUCUCAAGCUUCUAGCUUAGCACAAGUGCUGAAACUAAUCAUGCAAGCACCUUAAUAAAGAGUUGUGUAAGCUUUGAAGCCAACCAACCACCCAAGUGUACGUGAUGAAAUUAGAAAUAGAUAUUACUGAUAAUAAAAAAUAAUAAUAAACUUGUUUAUAAGGCAGGUACAAAAGUCGGACCGGAUCAACUUGGACCGCCAGUCCGGGUCGGAUCAACUCGGAUCGACUCGGAUGAACUCGGAUCGAAAAAAAAAAAUAAAAAUGACAUAAAAUUGGACUCGGAUAAACUCGGAGCAAUAAAAAAAAUUAAAUUAAAUCAGCAAAACUGAAAGUUCAACCCAUUUGGAGGGUAAAAAAGGCCAGAUCAUCCUUUUUUUUUCCUCCGUGGCUUUCAGGUGCCAUUUUGUUUUACUAGUGCCAGUUCCUCUCGGAUCAUGUUAUAAACUCGUAGUUGUGGUUCGGAAGUAAAGAAAUGAUAGUUUCAGUCGCCUAGCUAGAAUGUAUAUAUUUGCUUAUUUAUCAGACUACUGAAUUAUUUAUGAGAAAAGCACCAAAAGCCUGGUAUGUUGAUCGCAUUUAGAUAGUUACCGAAGACUGUUUGUUUGUUUGUUCCUCUUUGUUUUUUUUCUCCAGGACUUCUGAAACUUAAUUUUAAUGAUACAAUAGUGAGCAGCACACAUACAUUUCCAGUGAAAAUUUUCAACUUGGAAGGAGGAGAAACCAUGCUCGCCCGGGACAAAGGAAAUUUCCAUGCCCCAGGCAAGAAUCGAACUCGCGACCCUCCGGUUCAUUGGUUGGAUCGUCCCAUAAACAUGUAGUAUUCGGAGGGUCGUGAGUUCAAUUCUCGCCCGGGGUACGAAAAUUUUCGUUGUCCCGGGCGAGCAUGAUUUCUCCUCCUUCCAAGUUGAAAAUGUUCACUGGAAGUGUAUGUGUGCUGCUCACUAGUGUAUCAUUAAAAUUAAUAAAAAUAAAAAUAAAAUUAACUUACGUAACCAUGAGUUCGUGAGACAAAAACAAAAUGGCAGUUGCAAGUUAAGUGAUACCGACUGAUUUUAUUUUUCUUUUUAUAAUCCGAGUUGUUUUUUUUUAUGAUCCGAGUUGAUCCGAGUCCAAUUUGAUUUUUUUUUUUUUUUUUAUUCGAUCCGAGUUUGUCCGAGUCGAUCCAAGUUGAUCCGACCCGGGCUGGCGGUCCGAGUUGAUCCGGUCCGACUUUUGUACCUGCCUCUUGUUUAUAUAGUGCCUAUACUUUUCAGUGCUAAGUGCUUUUCAGUUACGUACACUGAGAAAUGCUGAGAAAAAAAGUCAGAGCCCACAACACACAACACUUUCUUUAGCCUGCGUAGGUGGUGGUAUUAAUUGUGUGGGUGCGAGAUUAAAGUUUUGGAGGCAGAGCCAUGUUCCAAAAAAGGGAGUAGGGAUGAGGUGGUUGAAAUACCACCUGCCAGAAAACCCGGUAUUUUGAAUAGUCUGCACACCAGUGUGCAGAGAAAGGGAUUGGUCGAGGGCCAUACAUAUGUCAAUCAUGUUAGAUGAUCCUUCGCAUAUAUUUCCCAAUUAAGGGAGCAGAUGGCAAACUGGAAAAGAUGUAAGUGAUUGUUGUUUCCCCUUUAAAAAGAGCAUAAUUGAUGACCAAAUUGCUGAAAUGGCGUCUUUAAGCUUCACAGCGCUGGAAUUGUCUUUAUUUAGCCGUAAGAAACAAAGGUCAAAGAAAUUAAAACACGUUACAACUGCAUCUGAGAUCAAAUCCUAUCAGGAACACCUACAGAAGAAUAAACCACAGGAAAUGGUUACUCAGUAUGCAUGUAACAAACCAGCUUCAUGACCUUUUAAUGUUAAAAAUAGUGUGGCAAAAAAAGAUUUACUCAGUCAAAGUUUAGAAUGAUACAUGCACUUUGUAGUGCUAGUAACCUUCAUGCAAGAGCCGAGAAAAUAAAAAUUAAAACCUCUGUUCAAGCAAACUCACAAGGUCACGUUUCACAUUAUCACGAACUUAGGAGUCGUGUUUAGCCUGUCAACGCUUAUUUCUAAACUGUCUCGCGCCAAAAUAAUCGGAAGUUUCAAAUUGCAGGUUUCUCGUUGAUUGGCUGAUUUAAUUGGGAUCAGCUAAGGUGACAAAAGUGGGCGGCAUUUGAAAAAUCAUGGUUCUCUGGCAGGCAGUAUUUCUCGCGGCUUUGCCGCUCGUGACGGCUCCGCCAUCAAAUCUCACUCGACUAUAUUACAAUGGCUCCACCGCCAAAUCUAACUCGACUACUACACAAUACCGCCAGCUACACAGGCUACACUUUCUUAAGGUGCUUGCGUGAUGCAAGUUAGUCAGUGUGUUGCUUAAAGCAAAGUCCUGUGUGGCUACCCCAAAACCUGUGACCUGUUCGCCAUGUGAGGGGCCACAACUCGGUGGUAAUUAGAGCAUCCUAACAAUAUCUGGAAGGUCAUGGGUUGGAUUCUCAUGGAGGGCUCAGAAUUUUUUUCUGAGCGUUUCGUAGUUCAUAUAUGUAAUAUCUAUUUCUAAUUUCAUUACCUGUACACUUGGGUGGUUGGUACUUAGAGAACAAUUCAAUAAUAUUGAACAAUUCAAUAAUAAUAAUAAUAUACUUGUGACAUUCCUCCAUCUAUUAUUGUGAUUAAUAUUAUUGUCACAUUUUCAGCUUGUGUCAAAGCUGGGUACCUCUCUCCAAGAGAGAAUUGAUUAUUUAAGGUAAGUUGAUUUAAAAAAAACUUACAUAUACAGUAGUACCACAAAUAAAGUUUGGAAUUAUUGAUUAUUUAAGGUCUGUAUCAGUUAACGUCUUAUGAAAGGUUAGACCACUCCAUAAUACAGACACUUCUCAAUUAUGGACUGUUCUCUUGGAAACAUUUAUUAUUAUUAUUUUUCUCAACAUGAGCCAAAGCUGUCUUGUGUUACCUUCUUUAUUAAAGGCUUUUACCUGAGUACUUACUUACUUACUGACUUACUUACUUACAGUGGGAAGCUCUCCUCACAGACACUCUUAUAAGCAGACAGCUCUAGUUACAGGCAGCUUCACAAAACUUGGUUUUCUCAACUCUCAUACAAACUCUGUAUUUUUUACAUUUUCAUAAGUGGCCUGCAGUUCCUGUUAUGGACACCUUUUUCAUGUUGCGAGGGUGUCCGCUUAUGAGAACUUCCACUUGACUUACUUAUGUAAUUCUUACUUACUGACUGACUGACUAAAUUACUGACUUACAAAGUACAUGCUUACAAGUGUUUAGUUAACACCUCGCUGUAAUGUGGACUAGUGGCUUUAUCCCUUUUGAAGUUCGCAUGAGAGAGGUUUGACUGUUAAAUGUAUUUUGUAAAGCUCUCAGCUAAGUGAAGGAAAGACGUCUGCUAAAGAUUUGACUCAAGCACUCCAUGCAAAGAUCAACUUGACACUUUCCAGUCUGGAUGAGAAGAUCGGUGCCCUGGAAAAGGACUUUAAAGAAAAGCGUCAAAGGGCCUUCCAUGCUCUUCAUGUCUUACAUGGUGGUAACUCUGAUAAUGAGAAAGCAGAACCACAACCAACGAUUCAGCAAACUGCAGUGCCUGAAAAUGCUCCUGAGGCAAGGUACUGUCUUUUAAGACAAUGUAGAACAUGUAGCUAGUUGUAGAGACUUGUGUAUGUAUGGAGCUCUUUUUUAUGUAACAUGACCAACCCACCAGUUGUUAGUGCAUAACUCAGUUUAAGGUGUGCCACUGCCACCCUUGUUACAUGCACUUCAUGGAGUAAUGUUGCUGCCACCCUCAUAUUAGCCCAGGGUACUCCUAACAACCUUAAGUCUCAUUUACUCCCAAAGAUUGUGUCUUUUCUCUUUGUCUACCACAUGAAUAAGUAACUAAAAGUUGUUAAUGGGGCUGUAACAUGACUAAGCUAUUUCCCUCUUUUUAGCAUGACUAUACAUCAGUUUUCCCCUACAUGUUUUGUUCUAUUUUAUUUUAUUAAGUUUUCAAAGACUAUAAAGUUAGAUUUCCAAGAAAAACUGCAAAAAUAAAACUGGCAUGAAACAUUCAAAAAGUUACAAAUUAAGAUGGAAAAAAUACAUUAUAUUGUGGCUAAUUAACAGAGGAAAUAAUUGUUUGUUGAUCUUUAAGUGGGCCAGUUGAGAUGAAAUCAAGUGAGAGUGGAAUGUGCAUUGAUUCAAUGGAAAACCCUGUAGGCAGCGAUACUCAGUUGUUUGAAUGUCAUGGUCAAGAAGGAAAUCAGGUAAUUUUUUACAUAAAUGAAUGACUAAAGGCUUAUAUAAAUCUUUGUAAAAUAACAAGAUACUAUGCAAUCUCUGGUUGGCUGAGGGGUGUGUAAACAGAGUUUAUGUUGUGACCCUAAGAUGUUGCUAUGCAUAUGCUAAUCACCAAACCACCAACUCAGAAAGCUGCCAAAAUUUGGUGCAUAAAUGUCUUUCAAAUCAGCACACUUAUCCCAGCAUGAAAUCUAUGAAUGCUUUUUAUUGAACUACAUUUAAUUUUAUUAUUAUCAUUGGUUUUCACGCUGCAUACCUUGUAAACCCAGGGCAGCCAGUCAGGUCGCCAAAAAGGCAUAACAAAAGUUUACAAGCACAGGCAGUACAUUAUGAUAAUAAUAAUAGCAAUAAUAACAAUAAAGCAUGUACAGGCCUGAUGCAUGUAGUAGUAAUGAUAAGAAUACAGAUGAAGUUCUUAUUAUGUUAAUAUCUGACCUUAAAGGUGGUAUUGUGGUUUUCAGUAGGGCCUAAAAAUACCGUCAUCAUUAUUAUUAAUUAUUACUUUUUUAUCAUUAUCAUCAUUAUUAUUAUCAUUUUCAUUAUUAUUUUAGUACAUUGAAGGAGUGGUAGUAGCAUUAGUACAUGUAGUGCAUUUCUUUGCACCUUUUGUCCUUUUGUCAUCCACAAGUACAUAAUGGAAUUGUUUUGAAUCUGAACCAAUAGCUAACAACUGCAUUGUACAAGUUUUUAUUAAAUUGUCCUCCUUGUCUCCCUUAUAAGCCACAAAUCAAAUUAACUGAUCAGAAGUAAAAAAUUAUUUUUGUUCCCAUACAUGUAUGUACAUCUUGAAGGCUUGGAACUACAGGGAAUCAACUCAUCUUAUUGAAAACAAAGCAAAAGGCAUGUGCUUAAGAGCUGCUGAUGGCAAUGAGAGGAGUCCUGUGAAAACUGCAGCUUGUGAUGAAAAUGACACUCAGCAGGUAAGAAUUAACUUCCCUGGAGACUAUUUUCUAGCUUCACAGGCAACCUAGCAUCCUCAGAGUCCCAGGGACAGUCACUGUGGCCCCGUGAGGGUAAAAUUCUGCCAAAUGACUUAAGACUAGGUAAAAUGAUGACAAAUGACACAAAGAUGGGUUAAAAACCGACAGGGACAUGACUUUCUGCUCAAAAUACAAAACAACAGUAUUUGAAAUUCAGAUCAGGGACAUACGACAACAUACUCCCCGUAAGAGGGCCUCAGCAGUCGGGUCAGUAGAAUUAACAGCGCAUGGAUGAAGCUGAACAUCUGUUAAUUUGGAUGGCCGCGGAUUGGAGGCAAGCACUUGAUAACAGUCUGGCGGUAGGUGUGGUAUUUGUGGACUCCUGGAAGGCCUUUGAUACUGUAUCUCACUCUCUCUCUGGGACCUAUGGUCAUGGAUCAAGACUACCCGACAAACCGUUCUUAGGUAGGUUUAUGAAGUAUGGGGUUCCUCAGGGAUCGGUAUUGGGUCCUACACUAUUUUCACUAUUCUGCAAUGACUUCCCGGAUAUAUAUAGCUGAACGUGAAGGCGUCUUACAAAUGUACGUGGAUGACACACUUACACAAGUGCACCCUUGCUUGACAAUUAUGCCAUUUUGUAGAUGUUCGAAAAUCCUAGGAGAGGCAGGCAAGCAAGAAAUUUUACAACAAAUGUUCCGAAAAUUCUAGAUCUCAAAUCGUCUUCCGAACAGACAUUUUCCAAAAAUUGACGUUGGCUGCCCCUGAGUAAAGCAGGUCCCCCGUCUAUCGCUUGGAUUUCUCUAUGCCCAUGUGGCCUUGAUGAAUUCUCUCCAGCAUUUCCUUUCGCAUAAAGGAUGGCACAAGAAUUCUUUCACCCUUGAGAAUGAUACCUUUCAGUUCAGACAGUUCAUCUCUCACAUCCCAAUACACACAAGCACUAGAACUGAUACUGGCCUUUGUCUCUGGCCAUCCUCGUUUGAUGAUUUCUCUUAGAUCUUGUAGCGACUAGUCUAUUGCUGUCUCCUCUUGGAUUUCUUCGAAUUUGGAUUACGAGAUAGGUAAGCUUGGUUGUAUCAGAUGAACGUGUCUCCUUUUCUAAUGUUCCUUCAACCUGCUGUUUCAGGGAGUGGUGUACGUGAUAGCAUGUCUGAAAGUGCUAAGUCAACUCCUUUCCCGGUUUGUAUUCCAGUGUAUAGUCCUACUUUUACAUUCUCACAUUCAUUAGGUGUAGGUUUCUUCCUACUCUUUCUCUUCCGUCAUGACAACUUUAAUUAGGCCCAAGUUUUGUGAGGAUCGAAACCCAGUAAUCCUGGCUCAUGUGUUUCUAAUAAAUGGAAUGUUGGCUCUUGAUAAACAUCUGACUUGGAUUUCACGGGCAAUUUUACAGUUCCUAGUACUGUGAGAUUAUCUCCUGGGUAGCUAACCAGUUUGUGGUUCCAUAUCUCCAGGUGGGGUCAUUCCCUUGAAUCUUCUUGAGUUCCUUUAGUGGCAUUAUACACCUGAUUGUAUAAACGUUGUCGCUUGAACAGUAUAUACCAUGAACGAUGGGACCUAAUGGAUUUAUGGGUAGAACUUUAUUAGCAUUGCAAGUUCUUUUUAGAAAUCUUUACUUUGUUGUCAAGCUUUUGGUGACGAUGCAUCCAAAAAACGUCAAACGGUUUCCAGAUUUCGUGGCAAUAAGCUCACAACUUCACCUGUCUUGGAAGGCAUAUCACAAACGCACGCUUGAAAAUCAUAAGAUAGGGCAUAAAAAGCUUUCUUGGAAGACCAAAAAAAACAACAACAUUAACGGCAUGCCUCGCAGAAAGUACUUUAGGUAUUUGCAUCCGCACGAGUAUCUCGUGACAAUGUAAAGUUUUGUCAUUUGCUUUGCUAAUGAGCAUAUACCCAUAAAUACUUGAGGCCUCAUCAUUCAUGGUUUAUACUUCUGAGCGACAACAUUUUUUCAAUCAGGUAUAUUUAACUUGUGAACCAGUAUCAACUUUACGUCGCAUGCGGCUGUCCUUGUACUGAUAAAGUUACGUAGCACUCGUCAUUCUGAAUUUGCACUUCUGAAGUGACUGAUCCUACAAACAGUGGAGACUCGCAAUCAUACUCUUCUUCUUCGUCUUCUGCCGUUAGCCCAUAACCUUUUUUCAGUGACCGGCACAUACUCUUGAAAUGAUGCUGUUUCUUGGCAAUGCAAUUAUGACAUGUCUUGCCAUACACCGGGCAUUCUCGUACACCAUGUCUUAUUCCACAGUUUCUACAUUUAAAUAUCUUGCUUGAAGAGAGUCUAUCUUCAUUGGCUGAGGGUGUUCCUCUGAGGGGUGGAUUUUUCUUCUCCAUUCCAAUUCCACGUACGGAUUAGUCGCUUGCCAUGUCCUUUGACUGUUUUUCUGUUGCCUCUGCAGAUCGAACCACUCUAUAGCCUUCUCCAGGGUGAGGUCUGAAAUCCUGAGCAGUCUCUCUCUCGUCUUAGCGUCACUGAUGCCAAGCACAAUUCUAUCUUUGAUAAGGGAGUUCUUCAAUGUGCUGAAUUCACAUGUCUCACUCAUCUUUCGCAACACGGUAAAAUAUUGAUCAAUAGCUUCACCACUCUCCUGGGCUCUUAAAAAGAAGUUGUAUUUCGUAUCUAACGUUUUUCCUUGGCUCACAGUGUCCCUCAAAUUUCUUUAAGACUUUGUGUAUCUUUUUCUCAUCACCUUCUGCAUCCCAUAACAGAGUCAGUUAAAAACAUCAAUGGCAUCGUUGCCAGUGACUGUUAGCAGCGUAGCUAUUCUGUUGGCAUUUUACUUCGUGUUUAUGCCAGUUACAAUUUCGUAAUUUUGUGUAUUUUUGUUUGAACUUUCUCCAGUUUUCCGAAACGUUUCUACCCCUUAAAUCGAGUGGUUCUGGUGGAGGGAGGCCUAAAUACAGUUGUAAAUAUAGCGCCAUUUCAUGUAGCCUCCUAGCAAGCUCUCCUGUUUGGGCGAGCAAAGCGAGUCUCGCGAGAACGCGCGAGGGAGCGGCGAAGCCGCGAGGGGUCCCUUGCUCGCGCGUUCUCGCGAGGGUCGCCCAAACAGGAGAGCUUGCUCGCAGGCUACAUUUCAUGUUCAGUCGCAAGAUCGUCUUGAGGCGUAUUUGCGGUGUCUCCUUCCGUUAAACUUCCGUCAUGUACUUGAGGUGUAUCCCCGUCUGCCGCCGGUGUAUUUUCAUUUUGUUCAGGAGCGUUUUCCCCAUCUAGUUCGCCGAGACUUCCUCCUUCACUUACGGUUUCUUGGGACAUGUGCUUUUCCCGGUAGCAGCUUUCGAUGGUCGGACUUUGCGUUCUGUCUUCGUUGCAAAACGACACUCUUUACUUUUCGUUCUUCAUUUCUGACACUCUGUAAAAAUCUUCACCAGAGACCACGAUGGAGGAGGAUUAGCACAGUUUAAUUGACAGCUUCUAUAGUUGUUCAACAUGGCCGAUUUUCUAAGCUGUAGUUAGGCUUUUGUACAUUAUGCUUUUGCUUCCCCACUAAAAUGCUCCACCUUAAUGCUCCAUUUUUCCCGCUAAAAUGCACGGUCUCCCUAAAAAAGUCACUAAAAUGCUCGGAUAAUGUUCAUGAUACAAACGGUUUUUUAAAUUAAUUUUAAAGUUUACACUUACAAAAACGUGCAAGUGUUGCAAGUAACAACGACAACGUGUACGAGUUCAUAAAUACAGCCAAAAGAAACAGCUGUAUUAGGUUUUUUGUGAAUUUUGAGUUUUAGUCUUCAUUUUCUUUAAAAAAGCAGGAGCUCAUGGGGCAUGGGCUCCUAAAAAAGUUAAUUUCUAUCUUAUUUUCUCGGAAAAAAUUAGUUUUGCGGGGAAAAUGCCACUAAAAUGUUCGAAUAAUGCUCAAUGCUUUUGCCUCACUAAAAUGCUCGAAAAAAUGCUAGCAUAAUGUACAAAAGCCUAGCUGUAGUACAGUAUGCACGCAUGCGUACUGUAAAAUACCGCUGAUCAUGUCAAAAAGUGGAGCUGUAAAGAGGCCAGAGGCUUCCUUUUUUCCCCUUCCCAUUGUUUCCCUCAUACUUUUCUUUUUUUAUUUUUUCAAUAAGCGAGUCUUUGCUGGUCUCAUUGUUUUUUUUUCUCAUUAGCAUACGGCUUAACUCACAAAAGCCGUGGCCGUAUUUACGAACUAAUUUCAAAAGUUGAAAGAGCUGAUUGACUUGAACAGUUUGUGCAAUUUUUAGCUCUUUUUAAGCAAUAUGGAAGGAAAUAUCAGCAGUCAAAAACUACGAAAUUGUUGUUUGGCAAAAAAGUUAGUGAGCCAUACAUUCUUUGUAAAAUUUCGAAAUUUUAAAAGAGAAUUUCUCCGAAACCAUUCAAUAUAUCAGGCUCAAUUUUUCAGAGAUAAUUGAAAUUGUUAUAUUUUUUCAACAUUCAGAGAUUUUAUUUUAUUAGCUUCAUCAGAUAAUGAUAAGCAUAUAUUAAUGAGGGAAAAAAUGUAAACAAAAAAUUGGCCUAUAUCAAAGGGAACCUUUGCACAGAAGUGAGUUAACCUUGGUAACACAUAGUGCUGUUGUUUCCUUGUAGAAAUGGAAUAAUAUUCAACGUCUUUUGAUGCUGGAUGAUGGUGCCAUGACUGGCAAAUGCCUUGACGCUGACCCUGAAACUAAAAUGCUUGUGAUCCAGCACUGUGAUAGUACAAAAGAAUCCCAGCAUUGGACGUAUCAUAUAAACUCUCCAGCACGAUAAUAAAUCAGAAAAGUUUUUUAUAAGAUCAGUAAAUCUGUUUAUUGCCACACAGCAAAGACCAUGUACAAAAAUUAAAAUUCUAUAUCUUUAAAAAACUACUGUGCUGCACUAUCCUGUAUAUUAAGUGAUAACCGUUCUUGCUGUCCAUUUUAUUCUUCCCCAAUUUUAUAUUCUCGGCCUUAUUUCAUUUACUGAUUUCCGUAUUAUUGGAAAAUUNCAUAGUGCUGUUGUUUCCUUGUAGAAAUGGAAUAAUAUUCAACGUCUUUUGAUGCUGGAUGAUGGUGCCAUGACUGGCAAAUGCCUUGACGCUGACCCUGAAACUAAAAUGCUUGUGAUCCAGCACUGUGAUAGUACAAAAGAAUCCCAGCAUUGGACGUAUCAUAUAAACUCUCCAGCACGAUAA